GAUGGGGCCAGGCCGUCGCGGCUGGGAGUUCUGAGGGAGGCUGCGGUCCCGAAGGGAAACGGUCGCCGCCGGCGCGGAGUGAGAGCCCUGGGAAUGCCGCGGAAGAGCCGAGGCGGAGAACGCUCUCAGGGAAGAAAUAUUUGAAGAAGAUCUUAGUACCACUAUUUUGUUUGUAGAGGACACCUGUACCUGAACACUUAAUUGCAAGCUUGAAAAUCUAAGAAACUGAAACUUGUUCUGUGAGCUUGAAGAUAAAUUUUCAGUGUGUAAAGGCACUUUUAAGAAUGAAAACUGCAUCCAGUUACGUUAGUGAAUAUAGAAUAAUGAGAAGAACACUAUGAUGGCAAAGAACAAAGAGCCUCGCCCUCCAUCCUAUGCUAUUAGUGUGGUUGGACUUUCUGGAACUGAAAAAGACAAGGGGAACUGUGGAGUCGGGAAGUCAUGUUUGUGCAAUAGAUUUGUGCGUUCAAAAGCAGAUGAAUAUUACCCAGAACAUACCUCUGUGCUUAGCACAAUUGACUUUGGCGGACGAGUUGUUAAUAAUGAUCACUUCUUAUACUGGGGUGACGUAACACAAUGUGGAGAGGAUGGAAUAGAUUGCAAAAUUCAUGUUAUUGAACAGACUGAGUUCAUUGAUGAUCAGACUUUUUUGCCUCAUCGAAGUACGAAUUUACAACUCUAUAUAAAACGUGCAGCUGCAACCAAAUUGCAGUCAGCAGAAAAACUUAUGUAUAUUUGCACAGAUCAGCUUGGAUUGGAGCAGGACUUUGAGCAAAAGCAAAUGCCUGAAGGGAAGCUAAACAUUGAUGGAUUUGUUUUGUGCAUCGAUGUAAGUCAAGGAUGCAACAGGAAGUUUGAUGAUCAACUUAAGUUUGUGAAUAACCUCUAUAUUCAGCUAUCAAAAUCUAAAAAGCCUAUAAUAAUAGCAGCAACUAAAUGUGAUGAAUGUGUGGAACAUUAUUUACGAGAGGUUCAGGCAUUUGCUUCAAAUAAGAAGAACCUUCAGGUAGUUGAAACAUCAGCUAGAUUCAAUGUCAAUGUAGAGACAUGUUUUACUGCAUUGGUACAAAUGAUGGAUAAAACCCGUGGUAAGCCUAAAAUAAUUCCCUAUCUGGAUGCCUAUAAAACACAAAGACAACUUGUUGUUACUGCAACAGAUAAAUUUGAGAAACUUGUGCAGACUGUUAGAGACUACCAUGCAACAUGGAAAACUGUUAGUAAUAAACUGAAAAAUCAUCCAGAUUAUGAAGACUACAUUAAUUUAGAGGGAACCAAAAAGGCCAAAAAUACUUUCUCAAAACACAUAGAACAGCUUAAACAAGAACAUAUAAGAAAACGAAGAGAUGAAUAUAUUAAUACAUUACCAAGAGCUUUUAACACCCUUUUGUCAAAUCUUGAAGAGAUUGAGCAUUUGAACUGGUCUGAAGCUUUGAAAUUAAUGGAAAAAAGACCAGAUUUCCAACGAUGUUUUGUGGUUCUGGAAAAAACACCUUGGGAUGAAACUGACCAUAUAGAUAAAGUAAAUGAUAGGAGGAUUCCAUUUGACCUUUUGAGCACACUAGAAGCUGAAAAAGUCUAUCAAAAUCAUGUACAACAUCUAAUAUCAGAAAAGAGGAGAGUUGAAAUGAAGGAGAAAUUCAAAAAAACACUUGAAAGAAUACAGUUCAUUUCUCCAGGGCAGCCCUGGGAAGAAGUUAUGUGUUUUGUAAUGGAGGAUGAGGCAUUUAAAUAUAUUACAGAGGCAGAUAGCAGGGAAGUGUAUAGCAGGCAUCAACGGGAAAUAGUUGAAAAAGCCAAAGAGGAAUUUCAGGAAAUGCUUUUUGAACAUUCAGAACUGUUUUAUGACUUAGAUUUGAAUGCAACACCUAGUUCUGAUAAAAUGAGUGAAAUUCAUGCAGUUCUGAGUGAAGAACCUAGGUACAAAGCUUUACAGAAACUUGCACCUGAUCGAGAGUCUCUUCUCCUUAAACAUAUAGGAUUUGUGUAUCAUCCCACUAAAGAAACAUGUCUCAGUGGCCAAAACUGCAUGGACGUUAAAGUGGAACAGCUACUAGCCAAUAGUCUCAUACAACUGGACCAUGGACGCUUAAAUUUGUAUCACGAUAGUGCCAACAUUGAUAAAGUUAAUCUUUUCAUUUUGGGUAAAGAUGGUCUUUCACAAGAGUUGGCAAAUGAGAUUCGGACACAAUCCACAGAUGAUGAGUAUGCCUUAGAUGGAAAAAUAUAUGAACUUGAUCUUAGACCAGUUGAUGCAAAAUCACCUUAUCUUUUGAGUCAGUUAUGGACUUCUGCCUUCAAACCACAUGGAUGUUUCUGUGUGUUUAAUUCUAUUGAAUCACUCAAUUUUAUUGGUGAAAGCAUUGGGAAAAUACGGACAGAGGCAUCUCAAAUAAGAAGAGACAAGUAUAUGGCCAGUCUUCCAUUUACGUUAAUAUUAGCUAAUCAGAGAGAGAGUGUCAGUAAGAAUUUGCCUAUUCUAAGACACCAAGGACAGCAAUUGGCAAAUAAGUUGCAGUGUCCUUUUAUAGAUGUGCCUGCUGGUACCUACCCACGUAAAUUUAAUGAGGCUCAAAUAAAACAAGCUUUGAGGGGAGUUCUGGAAGCGGUUAAACACCAUUUUGAUGUUGUAAGCCCUGUUCCUAUAAUUAAAGACCUGUCGGAAGCUGAUUUGAGAAUUGUAAUGUGUGCCAUGUGUGGAGAUCCAUUCAGUGUAGAUCUUAUUCUUUCACCCUUCCUUGAUUCUCAUUCAUGUAGUGCUGCUCAGGCUGGUCAAAAUAACUCUCUAAUGCUUGAUAAAAUUAUUGGUGAAAAAAGGAGGCGAAUACAGAUUACAAUAUUAUCAUAUCAUUCUUCAAUUGGUGUCAGAAAAGAUGAACUAGUUCAUGGGUAUAUAUUGGUUUACUCUGCUAAGCGGAAAGCAUCUAUGGGAAUGCUUCGAGCAUUUCUUUCAGAAGUACAAGAUACUAUUCCUGUCCAGCUGGUGGCUGUUACUGACAGUCAAGCAGACUUCUUUGAGAAUGAAGCGAUCAAAGAAUUAAUGACUGAGGGGGAACACAUAGCUACUGAGAUUACUGCUAAAUUUACAGCUUUGUAUUCUUUAUCUCAGUAUCACCGUCAGACUGAGGUUUUCACGUUAUUCUUCAGUGAUGUGUUGGAGAAGAAAAACAUGAUUGAAAAUUCCUAUGUAUCUGAUAGUACAAGAGAGUCAACACAUACAAGUGAGGAUGUUUUCCUGCAUUCUCCCAAAAGGAGCUCUGUUGCCUACAGUGGCUAUCCAGAUUCAGAAGAUGAUACAGAAGCCCCACCUCCUUACAGCCCAAUUGGAGAUGAUGUACAGCUGCUACCAACACCCAGUGAUCGCUCAAAAUAUCGUUUAGAUUUGGAAGGCAAUGAAUAUCCUGUGCAUAGUACACCACUUAAUUGUCAUGAUCAUGAACGCAAUCAUAAAGUGCCUCCUCCUAUAAAGCCGAAGCCAAUUGUACCCAAGACAAAUGUGAAAAAACUGGAUCCAAACCUGUUAAAAACAAUUGAGGCAGGCAUUGGUAAAAAUCCAAGAAAAUCUAGAAUGCCUCUGGCAUCAGCUGAUGAUCUAGAUCAGUCUGAUAAUUAUGCAGAACCUAUAGACACUAUUUUCAAGCUUAGAGGUGUUACUGAUGAUAUCUACGCAGUUCCUGAUGAUAGUCAGAAUCGUAUGAUUAAAAUUCAAAAUUCAUUUGCUAUAAAUAAUGCCCAAGGUGAUGAGGAAAAUGGGUUUCCUGACAGAAUUUCCAGGACCCAUGGAGAAAGAAGACCUUCAAAAUACAAAUAUAAAUCUAAAACACUAUUUAGCAAGGCCAAAUCUUAUUAUCGGAGAGCACAUUCAGAUGCAAGUGAUGAUGAAGCUUUUACAACCUCUAAAACAAAAAGAAAAGGAAGACAUCGUGGCAGUGAAGAAGAUCCACUUUUGUCCCCUGUAGAAACAUGGAAAGGUGGCAUUGAUAACCCAGCAAUUACAUCAGAUCAAGAACUGGAUGAUAAAAAGAUGAAGAAGAAAACUCAGAAAGUGAAGGAAGACAAGAAACAAAAAAAGAAAACUAAGACAUUCAAUCCACCAACUCGUAGAAAUUGGGAGAGUAAUUACUUUGGGAUGCCCCUGCAGGAUUUGGUUACACCUGACAAGCCUAUACCACUCUUUGUUGAGAAGUGUGUGGAGUUCAUUGAGAUUACAGGUUUGUGUACCGAAGGUCUCUAUCGUGUUAGUGGAAAUAAAACUGACCAAGACAACAUUCAGAAACAGUUUGAUCAAGAUCAUAGUAUCAGUUUGGAAUCUAUGGAUGUAACAGUAAAUGCUGUGGCUGGAGCCCUUAAAGCUUUCUUUGCAGAUCUUCCAGAUCCAUUAAUUCCAUAUUCUCUACAUCCCGAAUUAGUUGAUGCAUCAAAAAUCCUUGAUAAAACAGAACGGCUCUAUGAGUUAAAAGAAAUUGUGAAGAAAUUUCAUCCAGUGAACUAUGAUGUCUUCAGAUACGUAAUAACUCAUCUGAACAGGGUUAGCCAGCAAAGUAGAACCAAUUUUAUGACUGCAGACAACUUAUCUAUCUGUUUCUGGCCAACUUUGAUGAGACCUGACUUUGAAAACAGAGAGUUCCUUUCAACCACCAAGAUUCUCCAGUCAGUAAUAGAAACAUUCAUUCAACAGUGCCAGUUUUUCUUUUAUAAUGGAGACAUUUUAGAAACUUCUGAGAGUGUGGCACACCAGCCUCCACCUUCUAACCCAGUGCAAAUGGUGGAUCCAAUCGUACCACUACAGUUACCACCACCUCUACAACCUCAGCUAAUACAACCACAGUUGCAAGCAGAUCCUCUUGGUAUUAUUUAAAUAUAACGGCUUACAGUAAGAAGAUGGUUGCAGUCAGCCUGGAAUUGGAUAGAAAGAAAAACUAGAGAUGCAUGUUCUGAAGACGGAAAAACUGCUUUCAUAUUUAUGGAAGUAUUUGGAUCCAAACUGGGAAAUAUUUGUUGUAGACAUACUAUACACCUUGUUCAUAAACACCCAGGUCAGAAUUAUGUGAUUAGCAUGACUGAAGAGGUUUAAUUUUUUAAACAAAAAUAACUAAAAUGCAAAGCUGCUGUUGCAUGAACAUUUAUUGCAAUCACUAUCAUUCCUGUGACAAUUUUGUCACAAUAUAUUGUGAAUAAAAAUUUUCUAUAGAAAUGUAAUGAUUAAAUCAAUCAUUUAUGGAACAUUCAAUGCUUACAGCCUGCUUUAGGGCUGUUUUUGUUGUUUAAUGUUCUUUUUUCCUGAUAAUUCCAUUCCCAUUUAGCCAGUUGCUGUGAACAGCUAAAACACAGCUGUAUUUUAUUUGUAAAACCCCCAAACUACUUAUGCUACAGUAUACUUCUUUUCAGAGAACAUAAACUGCACUGCUAAAAAUACUAUUCCACUCCUUCCAUUUCCUUUAAAGAAACCUGUGGACAUUUGUGUUUGAGGGGUUAGAAAUUUUUUUAUUACAGCACAAUACCAAGGACAUGCUUAUUGUAAAAGUGAGUUUAACUGUUGUGCGAAAAUGUUGCUGUUACCUACUUUUAUUUACUUUAAAG
Messenger RNA from Gekko japonicus, 5577 nucleotides. RefSeq names its product Rho GTPase activating protein 5 (gene ARHGAP5). The coding region runs from base 338 to 4855 and encodes 1505 amino acids. NCBI's taxonomy places the organism in Eukaryota, Metazoa, Chordata, Lepidosauria, Squamata, Gekkonidae. The record is from RefSeq and is a predicted model, not a curated record. Gene Ontology annotation, molecular function: GTPase activity; GTP binding. Gene Ontology annotation, biological process: signal transduction. The transcript is spliced from 8 exons.